AUGGCGCCGGUGAUCCACUCCACCUACAUGUCCAAGAUGAUGAUCUCGGGCUUGAAGGCGGACGUUGACCAGUACAUCCGCACGAAGGACAAGACGCACUUGAAGACCAUCUUGCAGAAGCUCCUCCUCGAGGAUCAGAAGCUCGCGAUCGACAUGGGAACGAAGUACAACGUUUCUUUGAUGAACGCGCUUACCCUCUACACUGGGGCGAACUGCAACCUCUUCCAGUCAGCCAACUCGCAGACGGCCAGAGCCCAGACGCAGGCCUUCCCACCGUCGACCCCGAGUCUAGAGAUUUUCUCCUACCUUUUGGAGAACUUUGACUCGGAGGGGCGCUUCCUUCUGUUCACCACCAUCGCCAAUCACUUGCGGUUCCCAAAUCAGCACACGCAUUGCUUCAGCUGCAUCGUGCUCUGGCUCUUCCAUGACACGACCAUACCCGAGGUGCGGGAGCAGAUCACUCGUGUGCUCCUCGAGCGGCUCAUCGUGCAUCGGCCGCACCCAUGGGGGUUGUUGAUCACCUUCAUCGAGCUCAUCAAGAAUCGGCGGUACAACUUCUGGAGCCUGAGACGCACAGAUCCGGUCCCUGGGUCUACCUAG
Molecule: messenger RNA, 600 nt
Organism: Symbiodinium sp. CCMP2592
Lineage: Eukaryota; Dinophyceae; Suessiales; Symbiodiniaceae
Source: the annotation of a GenBank genome assembly